GCGCUUUCAUGAAGGAUGACCGGCCGACGCAGGUAAAACGUGAUUUGGUGGAGUGCAGCGCCCCAUCUAGUACUUUGGACGCCCUCAGGAUUCUCUUUUGUGCGCGCCGAUCUUCAUACACAUCUAUAGAGGCGGCUGAGAGUCUUGUUGUCUUCUUCUUGCGGUCGAGGGCGCCACCAUUCAACCUGAUACUACGCCCGAGACGUGCAUUCUUUCGCGUAAGCCAUGGCUGGAAAGCACGAGCCACAGCCAAUGGCCAUCGUGGGGAUGGGGUGCCGCUGGGCAGGGGGCGUUCGUGACGCGCCGGGGCUCUGGGAGUUUCUGAUCAACAAGCGAUCCGGCUACCAGGACUGGGCCGCGCCUCGCUUCUCCGCCAAGGGCUUCUAUCAUCCGAACCCGGAACGACCGGGGACGACUGCAGCCAAAGGCGGCUACGUCGUGACCGAGGAUCCGCGGCUUUUCGACCCCGCCUUCUUUGGCAUCUCCGGCCUCGAAGCCGAGACCAUCGACGCAUCGCAACGCAAGCUGCUGGAGGUCGUGUACGAAGCCUUUGAGAAUGCGGGCGACACGUGGGAGAGCGUCGAUGGAACGCGCAUGGGCGUCUACGUUGCCGACAUUUCCUCCGACAACUCGUAUGCGCAGACGCGCGACUGGGAAUAUGCGCGGCCGCAUGCGACGACGGGGGUGUGCCACAACAUCCUCAGCAAUCGGAUAAACUACAUCUUCAAUCUGCGCGGUCCCAGCGUCACGCUCGACAGCGCAUGCACCUCCGCUCUCUAUGGCCUGCAUAUGGCCAUACAAGCUAUUCGCGAUGGCAGCUGCGACUCGGCCAUCGUGGCCACGGCAAACUGGAUCAUGGAUCCCAGCAUGCAGAUCGCCAUGGACAAGCUCGGUGCCUUGUCGGCGACCUCGAUGAGCCACGCGUUCGACGCCUCUGCCGACGGCUACGCACGCGGCGAAGGCUUCGCUGCCAUCUACCUGAAGAAGCCUGAAAAGGCCAUAGAAGACGGCUCCCCCAUCCGCGCGCUUGUUCGCGGCAGUGCCAUCGGCGCCAACGGCCGCUCGAGCGGCAUCACCCACCCCAGCGGUCCCGCGCAGGAGGACAUCAUCCGCAAGGCGUACGAGAACGCAGGCGGGCUGCGGCCCUGCGAGACGCCCUUUCUCGAGUGCCACGGAACCGGCACACGAGUUGGCGACCCGCUCGAGGUGGAGGCGGCGGGGAAGGUCUUCGGGCCAGGACGGUCUGAUGCGCGCGAAGACCGCCUGCUGAUCGGGUCAGUGAAGACGAAUCUGGGCCACACGGAAGGCGCAGCGGCGCUCGCCGGCAUUUUCAAAGCGGUGCUCGCGCUGGAGGCGGGCGUCAUACCACCAAGCAUUGGCGUGAAGACACUGAAUCCCAGGAUCGACUUCGACACGGCCAAGGCCGAAGUCGUGACGGAGGUGAUCCCCUGGCCGAAAGGGAAGCUGCGACGAGCAAGUGUGACGUCGGCCGGCUUUGGAGGCUCCAUCGGGCACUGCAUUCUCGACCACGUGAACGUCGUGUAUCCGGACUACGUCAAGCCGGGCAUUGUGGGCAGAGCCCAGACCAAUGGCAUCCACGAGACGAAUGGCAUCCACGAGACGAAUGGUAUCCACGAGACGAAUGGUAUCCACGAGACGAAUGGUGUCAAUGGGACGAAUGGUGUCAAUGGGACAAAUGGGACCAACGGAGCUACGCACGCCAACGGCUUCCACCAUGCAAAUGACAGUGCCCACGUCCGUUCGAAUGGUCACCACAACGGAUCCACGAAGAUAGCACAUCUCCCCGCCCGCGUGCCAAAGGCUACGAGAAGGGCCGAUCCCGGUACCCGCCAGCUCGUGCUCCUUCCCUUCUCGGCACACAGCGACUCCUCCCUGAAGGCAAACAUCGACGCCAUGACCCACGUUAUCAACCAGCACUCCCUAGCAGACGUUGCUUACACCCUUGCAGACCGCCGAUCCAAGCUCACCCAGCGAACCUUCCGCAUUGUGAACAAGGAUCAUGUCACACAGGGACUGCUGGACGACGUCCAAAAGGUUUUUUCCAGCCCGCCUGACGCUCUGCGGCUCGGUUUCAUCUUCACUGGCCAGGGCGCGCAGUGGCACGCCAUGGGAGCCCAGCUCUUUGAAUACCGCGUUUUCCGCUCUGCCAUCGAGCAUCUGGACCAUGUUCUUGGCACGCUACCCGGGGCCCCGUCCUGGACAAUCGAAGAUAUUCUUUCCGGAAAUUGCGGUGUGGACCGCGUUCACAUGCCAGAGAUCUCGCAGACAGUGUGCACGGCCGUCCAGAUCGGCCUCGUGGAUCUUCUCGCCUCGUGGACCGUCCUCCCCUCAGGCGUCGUCGGACAUUCGUCUGGCGAGAUGGCAGCGGCAUAUGCGGCGGGUCGAAUCACGGCUGCUGAGUCAAUAACAGCUGCGUAUUACCGCGGUCAAGCUGUCUCCUGCAACAAGCAGAAGGGUGCCAUGCUGGCGGUGGGUCUGGAUGUGGAUCAAGCCUCUUAUUACCUCAAUGGUCAAGAGCAAGAUAUCAAGAUCGCUGCUAUUAAUUCGCCGGGAAGCGUCACUCUAUCCGGCGAACAAGAGGCUGUGGAGAAGCUCUCAAAGACCCUUACCCAGGAUGGCGUCUUCAACCGGCUGCUGAAGACGGGUGGGAACGCGUACCAUUCGCACCACAUGGCUGCGCUAGGGCACGAAUACGAUGCGCUGCUCUCAGAUGGGCUGACCCGUCUCGAGAACCUUAGGAUGCGCGACGAACGCCAACGAUACCCCCACAUUCCCUGGGUCUCGUCGGUCACCCCGGAUAAGCGCAUGCUAGAUAAGAGCGUCCCUUCGUCCUACUGGAGAGCCAAUCUCGAAUCUCCUGUUCGCUUUGCCAACGCUGUUGCAAAUAUUGUACAGCAGGAAGGUCUCGACAUCGGAGCACUCGUAGAGAUCGGGCCGCAUCCCGCUCUCAAGAGCCCUCUUGACCAGAUACUCAAGGCUGUUGGCAAAACUAUCCCAUACGUGGGGUCUCUGAAGCGCGGGGAAGACGGUCGAAGAUCGGUACUGCAGAUUGCCGGCUCUCUGUUCGGACUGAAUGCUAAUGUCGAUCUGGUCGCAGUCAACGCGACUGACGAGCGCGCUGGAGGAGAAUGGUCGCUAGCACAUGGCGUCACCGCAAUAGAUCUUCCCCCGUAUCAAUACGUUUAUGGACCGGUCAGCUAUUACGAGAGCCGGUCAAGUAAGGAGUUCCGCCUCCGCCGCAUCUCUAGACACGACCUCGUAGGGUCCAAGCUGGCCGGCAACGCAAAGUUACGACCACAGUUCCGCAACGUCUUGCGCCUAAAGGACCUUCCCUGGCUGGCAGACCAUCGCUUGCUCCCCGACGUCGUCUUCCCGGCUGCUGGAUACAUAUCUAUGGCCAUGGUAGCGGCAUCCCAGAUCCACGAGGAGUUCCCGGAUGCGUUGCCUGUUGUGGGCCAUUCGCUUCGCAAUGUCAACAUCAAGACAGCGCUAAAGAUCCCUGAGGACCAGCAAGGGAUAGAGAUCAUCCUCAGUAUGGAGCUCGCUGCCACGGCGACUGCACAGACGCCGGCAUGGGCCAGCUUCUCGGUCAGCUCUGUCGCUCGCGACUCAGAGCAGUGGACCGAGCACUGCACGGGCCUGGUAAAGGUAGAUGUUUCGAACUUUGUGGAUGGCGUCAAGAUCAGCACAGCCACGGAAUCUCGGCCUGCGGAUACACGCAGCUGGUACAAGAAGUUUGCAGAGAUCGGCUUAGGAUACGGUCCAGCAUUCCAGGCACUCUCAGAGAUCCGCGCAGAUCCGACGAAAAACCAAGCCUCUGCGAAGCUCGGUCUCAAGACGACCGCAGGCAUCGUAAAGGGGGGAGAGUCCUCUUAUCCCAUCCAUCCCGCCUCUCUGGAUGCCAUGAUUCAGCUUGGCCUCCUCGCCUGCCACGGGGGUCAAACCGAUAGGGCAACUACCGCGUUCGUUCCAAUCUAUCUCUCAGAGUUGCGCCUGCGGACCGGAAACGAUCAAGACUGGGGCAUUGCUGUAGCUCUCGGAGAAUUCCGGGGACUCCGGUCGGCCUACCUCCAAUUGCAGCUAGAGAACCAAGCGGGCGACCUGCUCCUCGACAUCAAAGACCUUCGUUGCAUCAGCUACAGCCUCGAGGACCAGUCUCCUAGGAAAGACCGUGCCAAGGCUUUCGCUAGCCCAUUUACUCGUAUGAUUUACAAGCCGAAUUUCCGUACGCUCAGCAACCGACAGGCUCAGGAGCUCUUCCCACCUCCAGCAGAAAAUGUUGAAAAAGGACCUCUUCUUGACUGCCUCGAGACCAUAGCGGCCUUGAUUGCCGUUGAUGUGUACGAGACGUUUAUCUCCGGGAACAAUACUGUGCUGGAUACAUCCGGAACAAUAGGGCACUAUGUCGCAUGGAUCAGAAAAUUAGUAGAGGAGACUCCAUCAGACCUCAUCAUCGAAGCCAGGCAGCUCUCUCCUUCCAUACGACUUCAAAUGCUGCAAGACCGGUACCAGGCCACCAGCCACCUUGUCGAGACGAAGGCUUUGCAGCGCCUGCAUGAGAACAUGUCGGACAUGUUGCAGAGCCGUAGGCCCGGUGAAGAAAUCCUGGCGGAGGGCGGUCUGUUGGCCGAGUUUUUUGACAGCAGCCUAUUCCUCACGGGUGCACACCCCCAGAUUGUUAAACUUUUCGACUCCCUCACCCAUGCCAACCCUGGCCUCAGGAUCGUAGAGCUUAAGGGUGGGAAAGGCCAUACGGCACGCCUAGUGGUGGAGACGCUCAGUAGCAUGAACAGCAUCAAACGCUACCGAGACUACACCGUGACUGACGUUUCUGAAGCCGCCCUGCAGACGGCUCGAGGCCAGCUUGCUGAGCACCACGAUGUCGGCUUUUCCGUUCUGGACAUGGAGCAGGGCCCAAAGGAACAGGGCUACCAGCCGAUUUACGACGUUGUACUUGCAUCGCAAGCUGUGCACACUGCCUCAUCCAUCGCAAAUGCGCUGGAGAAUGCCCGGGCACUGCUAAAGCCGGGAGGCAAGCUGAUCCUGGUUGAGUUCACAGGGAGCAGUCCAUGGGUCGGCCUCAUCGGUGGCGCACAAGUUGGUUACUGGCAUGGCGUGCACGAUGGCCGCAUUGACAGUCCCUUCCUAAAUGUUACGCAGUGGGAUGAAGCACUGCGCGUGGCUGGCUUUUCAGGGGUAGAGCUAACGCUGGAGGAUUACCCACAUCCGAACACGUACUCAACCGUCCUAGUAUCUACCCUCCUCGAUACCGUUCAGCACAGUGUCGAGACAGCUGGCCCUCAAGUUGUCCGGCUCCUCCAUGGUACGCAAGGAGCACCACCCCUCGUGGGCCAGCUAGCGCGCGAGCUGGAACGCCGCAGUCUACAACCCAAAACAGUUCCGCUUGAUAGCACACUGAGCGAGGUACCCCCAAAUGCGCGUGUAAUUGCCUUCCUUGAUGGCGAAAAUCUACUACUGGAGGCCGACCGGCAACGUCUCGAGAUCUUCAAGUACCUCGCCCACCACACGACGAGCAUGGUGUGGUUGACGUCGACGGGUAUGACACAGGGGCGCAGUCCUGACGGAGCGGUUGUCGGCGGACUCCUGCGCACGAUCUCAACUGAAGCACCGACAGGCCGCUUCUUCUCGAUUGAUAUCGAUGCUGAUGACUUCAACGUUGUCAGUGGGCUUGACAGAGACGAGCUCGUCCGUGUUGUCGCCGACCUGGAACAAGGACUGCAAGAGGUUAAAGACGUCGAGAGCAGUGACGAUCGAGAGUUUGCCUGGCACAGCGGUUGUCUCUGGGUGAGUCGGCUAGUGCCUGAAGCAGCACUGCAAGGGUACGCUGAGCGCCUCCCAACGCCAAUAACCCACGGCGUCGAGAUGUUGCCGCUUGACAACCAGGGUCCUAUGCGUGCCGCUUUCGAGACAUCCGGUAUUCUCAGCUCGCUCUAUUUCCGCCCCUAUACCGAGCUCCGCCAGCAGCCGCUGUCGCGUGACUGCAUUGAGGUUAAAGUGGCCGCCAUGGGACUGAACUGGAAAGACCUAGCGCUCGCCACUGGCCGUUUUGACAGCAACAACCUGUCAUCGGAGUACGCAGGUAUCGUUACUCGCGUGGGUGCUGAUGCAGCCAGUCGCUUUGCCGUAGGCGAUAAGGUAUAUGGCUUAGGCAAAGGUCAUUUCGGCAACUAUGAGCGCAUGCCUGCUUCUCUUGCCCAGAAAGCGAGUCCCGAGGACAACUUGGUCGACGUGGCUACCCUGCCCGUGGUGUUCAUGACGGCUGUAUACGCAUUCGAGCACCUUACGCGUCUGCGCAAGGGGCAAAAGGUACUGAUACAGUCAGCAUCAGGUGGCGUCGGCCUAGGUGCGAUUCAACUAGCGCGUGCCAAAGGGGCCGAUGUCUUUGCCAUGGCUGGCUCGCCGGAGAAGGUGCGCUUCCUCGUGGAAACAGCUGGACUGCCACGCUCUCACGCGUUCGCCGCACGCGAUCCCGCUCAGUUAGCGCACGCUGUGACUGCCACAUGCAAUGGCGGUUUCGAUGUCAUCCUUAGCACCGCGCAGGGUGAUAUGCUCUACGAGACCAUCAAAGCCCUGGCGCCGCUCGGACACCUAAUCGAUAUCGGUCGACUGGAUGUCAACGAUGCCAAGGCCGUGGGGCUCGAAGUCUUCCAGAAGAGCGCAAGCUUCUCGUCCUUUGACCUUGCGCGCGUAGUCGACCGCGACCCGGAGCUAGGCGCAGAGCUCAUGGCGGCUGUAGACAAGCAUUACCGUGCCAGGCGCAUCGGCCCGAUCCGUCCCUUGGUCGCCUCGGACAUCUCCCAGCUUGAUCAAACCCUGCUCGGAUUCUCAAAAGGGACUCAUGUCGGCAAACUAGUGGUAAUAUUCCAGAACCCCGACUCGUUGGUGCGGAUGGUGCCGGCAACUCCAGCAGCAACCUUCGACCUGGAAGCAUGCUAUAUCAUCACAGGAGGACUCAGCGGUCUUGGGAGAUCAAUUAUCCAGUGGAUGGGCGAUCGCGGCGCGAGGGAGCUAGUAGUUCUCUCGCGUCGCGGACCUGAUGCCCUUGAGGCUCAAACGCUCGUCGACGCACUGGCUGAACGUGGUGUGCGAGUCCGCCCCGUUGCUUGUGACCUUUCCAACCCUGAGCAGGUUGUGCGCGCUGUCGAGGAAGCAUCCGCCGCCCGGCCGUUGAAGGGCAUCGUCCACUGUGCGGUAUCUUACCAAGAUAUUUCCUUUGACAAGUUAUCCCUUGAAGGCUGGUGCGACGGGCUUGCGGCCAAGGUGCUCGGCACUCGGAAUCUACACGAAGCCACGAAGGAUCUGCCACUGGACUUUUUCGUCAUGACCACGUCCAUUCUCUCGGUGCUCAGCUUCGCGACGCAGAGCGCAUACACGGCGGCCAACAACUUCCAGGACCAAUUCGCGCGGUACAGACGUCGUCUCGGCCUACCUGCGACAGCAGCCCAAUUCGGACUCGUCAACGACGUCGGCCAUCUGAGCACCGACAACACCACGCUCGAGCUGAUGGCGCGCAACAAGGUUCUAACCGUCCCCGAGAGCUACUUCCUCCGCCUCCUCGAACCCGCUUUCCUCAACCGCCAUGACGCUGAGUCCCUUGUACAAUGCACCGGUGCUGCGUCGGACCCACUAGCUGCAGCUACCUAUGUGACUUACAUGGAUCCAGCGCACAUGGCCGCCAGAGAGCGCGAGGAUGCGGAGAUGGGCAUCCGCAGCAGUACUACCUCACCACGCUGGUACAGCGACGCGCGUGUCUCGCACGUGAUGCGUGCCUUUGACGACGCGAUGCGGCACAGCGCGAGCGACGAGAACGGGUCUGGAGCCGCGGCUAACGGCGAAGGAGGGGGACGUUCCGCAACCGCGCAGCUGCGUCGCGACUUCAACGAAAUCGUUCAGAAGGCGCUCGCUGCGCCUACUCAGACUGACCAGCUCAAGCAGCGCGCGCACGCGGUGGAGCUUGUCACGGGAGGCAUCACGGCGACGGUGGCGUCGAUGCUGCUUUUGGAUCCAGUCACGGUGAACGCGGCUCGUGCAGUGUCGGAUCAUGGUGUCGAUAGUCUCAUUGCUGCGGAGCUGCGUAAUUGGUUCCAUGCGGCACUUGGGUCGAAAAUCAGCAUGGUUGAUCUUUUGGAUCCGCGCACGAGUAUUAGUGCGCUGGCGGCGAGGGUGGUGGAUGGUGCACUUGAGAGGAAGGGUUAGGGUGAGUGGGAAGGGGGGAGAGAGGGGAAUUAGGGGAAUUACACUCGUUUGAUAUCGUGUGGGCAUGAAUUUUCUUAUCAUAUUUGGAGCUAAUAGAGUCAUGUCUAGAAAUAUUAGAAAUGUGUUUGGACUACUGAGCCACCGGAGGUGGAGCUACGUCUAAUGAUUUUAGAAUGGAUAGA
Molecule: messenger RNA, 8420 nt
Organism: Trematosphaeria pertusa
Lineage: Eukaryota; Fungi; Ascomycota; Dothideomycetes; Pleosporales; Trematosphaeriaceae
Exons: 3
Coding region: 226-8238 (2670 amino acids)
Biological process (GO): fatty acid biosynthetic process; secondary metabolite biosynthetic process
Molecular function (GO): zinc ion binding; fatty acid synthase activity; phosphopantetheine binding
Source: RefSeq, a predicted model, not a curated record